This is a messenger RNA of Rhodofomes roseus, 1329 nucleotides long. RefSeq lists its product as uncharacterized. Bases 1 to 1329 code for a protein of 442 amino acids. The record is from RefSeq and is a predicted model, not a curated record. NCBI's taxonomy places the organism in Eukaryota, Fungi, Basidiomycota, Agaricomycetes, Polyporales, Fomitopsidaceae. The transcript is spliced from 4 exons.
AUGGCGCCCAUACAGAACCCAUUCUUGUCCUUGCACUAUUGGGACUACUGCAAUGCUACUGGCAGCAGCAAUGAUGGUGGACGCAACUUCAACACAACAGAUCGGGAAUCAGUAGAUGAAGACAUGGUCAACUCCCAGGCCAAGCCUUUUGAGUGCAUGCCAGCAGAGGCCUAUGAAGGGAUGACUGACGAAGAAAUCCUGGAGACCUUUGACCAGCGGCUGAAGGCAAUGGAGGAAAAGUGGACGCAGCUGAUGGCGGAAGCAAAUGAAGAGAUGACUGAAGAAGAAAUCCUGCGGAACCUUGACCAGCGGCUCACAGCAAUGGAGGAGAUGUGGGUGCAGCUCACCACAGAUGCAGAGGAUGAAGUAACAGAUGAGGAAACCCUGCAGACCCUUGAUGAACACUUGGCAGCAAUGGAGGAGCAUUUGAUGCAAAUGAUAUGCAGUCGAAUCCAACCCUCGAUAGAGACCCUCAGGGAGGCGCAUGUGCAGGCGGCGAAGCUCAGCAACCCACCUGCAAAGUUUGGCGGGUGGAUCUGCAUGUCCACCGUGCCAGCCUUCUACAAGAGCCCGCCGCCAUCUCUGCAAUCCCUCCUCCAUAGGUCCCUGGAGGAUAGCCCAGCUGGGCAAGGGCGUACCGCAAUAGUAGAAGGUUUAAUGUAUGUUCAGGAUGGCUAUGGCCCCGUGUUCAUCCCCCUCCUGGGGGAGAUUGAUCUCAAUGGCGAGGCCAUCGUCAUCAACGGCCACGGGGCAGAGCAGCCACUCCUCCACCAGGCCGUGCGCACACUGAACAGGUACAUUGGAGCUGUUGGGUAUGCUCCCUGGCCCAACAAUCCUCACUUCACACUCGACAUCUACGAUCCUAUGGCUGAAACCUUCGUACCGCACACUCUCCGCCCCAUAUUCCCUCUCCGCCUCGCGCUGCCUCUGCAGUCUGUGCCGGUCAUCAAGCGGUCCAUUGUGACCCUAACAUCCUUUGCGCAUGCGUACGCCACUGGUCAGAGAGCUUUUGUGGCACCCAUGUGUUCAAUGAAAUUCGACUUCAUUGACGCAUCCUGGACUUGGCCAGUGGGGUCGUGCGCCCAACGCCAAAUCAUGCGAGCAAGCUGGAGGGUCACAAACUUUGGGGUGCCCCUUGGUACGUGCACUGUCCACCCGCUUCUUGAUGAGCCGGGAGUGAUCGUUGUACCUGCGGUGCCGGAGGACCUUCGAGUGUUGGGUCGUGGGCACAAGGAGCAGGAUGUUGAUAGCAAUAUGGACUCGGACGCGGCGGGCGUGGACACUGACUUUGAUGGUAAUGACGAGGCUGAGGCCAACUUCUACUUUUAG